This is a messenger RNA of Salvia miltiorrhiza (redroot sage), 1891 nucleotides long. Its product is annotated as AAA-ATPase At3g50940-like. NCBI's taxonomy places the organism in Eukaryota, Viridiplantae, Streptophyta, Magnoliopsida, Lamiales, Lamiaceae. The record is from RefSeq and is a predicted model, not a curated record. The coding region runs from base 1 to 1587 and encodes 528 amino acids. The transcript has 2 exons. Gene Ontology annotation, molecular function: ATP binding; ATP hydrolysis activity.
AUGAGCGCGUUAUCUUCCAAGAGACGAUACCCCUCCGCCAAAGCGGUCCUCUCCACGGUGGCGACGGCCAUGAUGCUCCGGUCCUACGCCAGAGAGCUCAUUCCCUACAAGUUGAGAAUCUACCUCAGCACCAAACUCUGUCACUUCCUCGCCGCCUUCUCCAACGAGACGACUCUCAUCAUCGAAGAAUUCGACGGCCUUAACAAAAACCAGCUGUUCCACGCGGCGGAGCUCUACGCCGGGAGCAUCUCCAGCCCCUCCACCAGAAGAUACUGCGCCUACCUCCCCGAAAAGGAGAAGAUAAUCCGCGUCUCGUUGGGCGAGAACGAAGAAAUCACCGACGAGUUCCAUAAAAUUCAUGUGAAAUGGAGAUUCCUCACCGAUAAAAAUCCACGGCGGGGCGUCCCGGGGGAUUACGGCGGCGGCUCCUCCUCCUCUUCCGUCAGAUGCUUGGAGCUCACCUUCCACAAAAAGAAUAAAAACAAGGUGAUCGACGAGUAUCUGCCGUACGUUCUAAAAAGAUCGGAAGCUCUCAAAGAGGAUAGAAAAACCCUAAAAUUGAACACUCUUAAAAGCGAGAGAGGAUGGAGCCGUGACAAUGUCCAUCCAUGGCAGUCGGUGAAUCUCGACCAUCCCGCCAAAUUCGAGACGCUGGCCAUGGAUGAUGAGAUGAAGAAGAUGAUCGUCGACGAUCUCGACACCUUCUUGAAAAGGAAGGAGAUGUAUAAGAGAGUUGGGAAGGCGUGGAAGAGAGGCUACUUGCUGUAUGGGCCGCCAGGAACCGGGAAAUCGAGCUUGAUUGCCGCUAUGGCCAAUCAACUCAAUUUUGAUGUUUAUGAUUUGGAACUGACUGCUGUUAGGUGCAAUUCUGAUCUGAGGAAUUUGCUGAUUUCCACUUCCAAUAGAUCGAUCCUUGUGGUGGAAGACAUUGAUGCAUCCAUUGAUCUGACCAGGAGGAAAAGCAUGAGAGAUUCAAUGCCUCAUUACUACCAGUCGGAAGUCCCUAGGGUUACAUUGUCUGGAUUUCUGAACUUCAUAGACGGGCUGUGGUCGAGCGUUGGGGACGAACGGAUCAUCAUCUUCACGACGAACCACAAGGAGAAGCUGGACCCUGCUCUGCUGAGGCCGGGGCGUAUGGAUGUGCACGUGCACAUGUCGUAUUGCACGCCCUGCGGCCUCAGGUUGCUGGCCAGAAACUAUCUCGGGAUCACAGAGCACGAGCUCGUGGUGGAGGCGGAGGGACUGGUGGCAUCAAGCAAGGUGACUCCUGCAGAGGUGGCGGAGCAGCUGCUGAAGAGCGAGGAUCCGGAAGCUGCUCUGCGCGGCCUCAUUAGGUUUCUUGAGGUGGAGAAGGAGAGAAGAGAGGUUUUUGCUAAUGAAGAGUGUGAUGGGAUUAAGGAAUUGGUGAAGAAAGUUAAAGCAUUGGGUGCUGCUGAUGCUGAUGCCUUUAAGAUGUUGAUUGGAUGCCUUGAAGAUGGACAUAUCAACGGUUGUGAUUCGAGUUUGGAAUCUGCUGGAUGCCUUGAAGAUGGACAUAUCAACGGUUGUGAUUCGAGUUUGGAAUCUGCUGGGGUUGAGAAAGAGUAGUGAAGCUGAUGUCUAACUUGAACAAGCUAUGAAUAUGAAGAAGUUUGAUUUUGGUACAAGCUUUUUGCAUUAGUUUCAGCUGCAAAAAGUUGUUGAUUCUAGCUUGCUAUGAUUAUAAGCAUUAAGCUGAUUGUAUAUUCUAAUCCAUGGCCACUUUUUGUCUAACUUUAAGAAGCAAUGAAUAUGGAAAAACUUGAUUUUUGUACAAGCUUUUUUGCAUGAAUUAGUGCUGCAAAGAGUUGUUGAUUCUAGCUUGCUAUAUAUGAUAAGCAUUAUUUAAUCUGAUUCCAUAUAUAUUCUGAUC